CCCCGGCCCGGCCCGAGCCCCCCCGCCAGCCCCGAGUGCGGCAGGAUCCUCCGGGCAGACCAGCGUGUCCUGGCCCUGCUGCACCACGAGCACCUGCUGCGGGAGCUAGAGGAGCUGGUGCGGGAAGAGGGCACCAAGAAACAUCCGAGUGAGGCCAGGAAGCGGGGCCGCCCAGGAGAGCGCUACGAGGAAGAGGAGACGAAGGAGCUGCGGGAGGAAGUCAAGGAGGCCACGGUGUCGCAGGCCACGGAGGAGCAGGGCGACAAGAAGCGGAGCCCCCCGGAGUCCCGGGCCGCCCGGAGGCACUGGGGGGCCCCUGGCUCUGAGGAGCGGGGCCGGCCCCACGGGGAGCCCGGCUGGGCCACGGAGGAGGAUGAUGAUGAAGAGGAAGGCAAGAGGUCGGGGCCCGGGAAGCGCGUGGCCGAACAAGCCAGCGACGAGGACACGGCCCAGUUUGAGGCCGAGGAGAAGGGCGUGAAGAUCUCCGGCUCCCAGAGCCACGGCCACGGGGGCCACGGCCAGGAGGAGGAAGAGGAGGAGGAGGAGGAGGAAGAGGAAGGACGAGAGUCCCGGGAGCUGGCCAAGCUGGAGGACAUCGAGCUCCAGCUGAAGAAGGCGGCUGAGAAGCUGCGGGAGCUGCGGCGGGGCUGAGCCCCCCUGCCCCCUUCUGGGGGGGUGGAAAAGGAGGCAGGGGCCCUU
Alligator sinensis (Chinese alligator) is the source of this 699-nucleotide messenger RNA. RefSeq names its product coiled-coil glutamate rich protein 2 (gene CCER2). NCBI's taxonomy places the organism in Eukaryota, Metazoa, Chordata, Crocodylia, Alligatoridae. The record is from RefSeq and is a predicted model, not a curated record. The annotation marks the transcript as partial. The transcript has 4 exons.